UCCCAAAUUCCAAUUUUAUUCUGCAAAUACUCGUCUUUGCUCAUUUCGUACUUACAGUAUGGGCCAAUCAAUGUACUUGGCUUCCAACGUCCUAUAUGUUCUGUAACUUUUUUGUUCUGGCUCUUGGAGUUGUCACUGUUGUCCAUUCAACGGAUCACACCAUUUCAGAAUUGUUAAUCCUAGGAAUGGCCUUUUCCUUGUUACAUGACAUUAUUAUAGUUGCUGUGACAUACGAUGGUGAUAAAAACACACCUGGUGUUUGCAAAGAAAAAGACCACUUUCGUUUUAGUUUUGGAAUGUCCAUCUUGAAUAUUAUCCUUAAGCCAGUUUCCUUGGUCGCUAUAAUCCUGAACUACUUACAUCGUGGUGAUGGUGGAUUCAGGGCAAAGGUGGCUGAAUUUCGCGCCAACAGAGGUGAAAAUAACGAACCUCCCAAUGAACCUCUUCCUCCAGUUGCGUAUGGUAAUCAAACAUACUGAUAACAAAGCCUAUCUACGAUAUCUUUUGAACAAUCUUUAAUGAAUUUUCCUUUAGAAUAGUGUCUUAGUCAUUAGCCUACACGAAAUAACCAGCAUAUCGCACGUCUAGAAAGAAUGUUACCAUGUUGUACAAUAGCAAUAUACAAGAAAUAUAAACAAUGAAGUUAGCGUAAACCA
This is a messenger RNA of Xenia sp. Carnegie-2017, 656 nucleotides long. Its product is annotated as type-1 angiotensin II receptor-associated protein-like. Lineage: Eukaryota; Metazoa; Cnidaria; Anthozoa; Malacalcyonacea; Xeniidae. The coding region runs from base 96 to 479 and encodes 127 amino acids. The transcript has 8 exons. Gene Ontology annotation, biological process: angiotensin-activated signaling pathway. The record is from RefSeq and is a predicted model, not a curated record. Gene Ontology annotation, cellular component: plasma membrane.